UCGUGUAACGUGAGAGUUCAGCUAUUGCAGCUACAAGCCAUUUAAACGAUUUCUGUAGAGAGUUGCUGUUUCAGAUUGAUGCAAAUCUACCACUUUGCCUUUUAUUGUUAUGCAUAAGAAAGCUUGCGUAGGGGGAAAUGUGCUUGCCUUACAAGCUAGGAAAAAGCGAACGAAGGCAAAGAAAGUACCUAAAAAUAGACAAGAGGCCACUCAGCACACCAAUAGUCGAGAGACAGAGGGGGACCUACCAGAAGAAGAUGAAGAGGAGAUUUUAGGAUCCGAUGAUGAUGAACAGGAAGAUCCUAAUGAUUAUUGCAAAGGUGGGUAUCACCAUGUGAAGAUCGGAGAUCUGUUCUGUGGCAGAUAUCAUGUCAUCAGGAAGCUAGGAUGGGGUCAUUUCUCUACAGUGUGGUUAUCCUGGGACCUCCAGACAAAGCGUUUUGUGGCGAUGAAAGUUGUGAAAAGCGCAGAGCAUUAUACAGAGACUGCAUUGGAUGAAAUAAAACUGCUGAGAUCGGUACGUAACACUGAUCCUAAUGAUCCAAACCGUGAGAGAGUCGUACAACUUUUAGAUGAUUUUAAAAUAUCUGGAGCCAAUGGAACGCAUGUCUGUAUGGUGUUUGAGGUACUUGGACACCAUUUGCUAAAGUGGAUCAUCAAAUCAAAUUAUCAAGGGCUUCCAUUACCUUGUGUGAAGAACAUUAUCAGACAGGUUCUUCAAGGUUUAGAUUACCUUCACUCAAGGUGUCAGAUCAUCCACACAGACAUUAAACCAGAAAACAUUCUGCUUUCUGUCAGUGAGGUUUAUAUACGUCGGCUUGCUGCUGAAGCAACAGAAUGGCAACGGUCUGGCGCCCCUCCUCCAUCUGGUUCAGCAGUGAGCACCGCACCACCGCCCAAACAAUCCACCAAGAUGUCAAAGAAUAAAAAGAGAAAACUGAAAAAGAAACAGAAGCGUCAGGCAGAACUCCUAGAAAAACGUGUACAGGAAAUGGAGGAAAUGGACCGAGAAGGAGAAAAUCAAGAUGAAGACAGCACUGAACAAGCCCAAGAAACCUGGACAGAAUCAGACAUUCAUUUAUCCCCAGCAGGAUCAGAGCCAAACUGUAAUGGACUAACUUCUGAAACCCCAUUGGAUAAUAAUGAAAGUCUGUCUCAAAAUAACUACUCCUGCACAGUCACCAGUUCUUCCAGCCUUGAUAGCCCUAGUGAACAGCCCAGUGAAGUUCCUGCUCCUGUCUGCAUUGAUAUCGAUGGACAGCAUAUCCCUAAUGCAGUGGAAGUAAUGCUAUCCCAGACAUCUACUGUCCAACCACACAAACACAAUGAGAAUGAAGAGAUUAGUCAACUGCAGGAGAGUAUCAGGAAAGAGAUAUCCUCUGAAGAGCAAGAAGGAUCUUCUGCAAUGAAGAUGACUGCCAACACGCACCUGCUAAACCCUCUAGAACCUCAGAAUGCAGAGCACCUGAAAGUUAAGAUUGCAGAUCUUGGAAAUGCUUGUUGGGUGCAAAAGCACUUCACAGAGGAUAUACAAACUAGGCAGUAUCGAUCUCUGGAGGUUCUUAUUGGCUCAGGUUAUAGUACACCUGCAGAUAUAUGGAGCACUGCAUGUAUGGCUUUUGAGUUGGCAACUGGAGAUUACCUCUUCGAGCCUCAUUCAGGAGAGAAUUACUCACGAGAUGAAGACCACAUAGCGUUGAUCAUCGAGUUACUAGGACGAAUCCCACGGAAACUCAUUGUGGCUGGAAAAUAUUCAAAGGAAUUCUUCACAAAAAAAGGUGACUUGAAGCACAUUUCCAAGCUUAAGCCAUGGGGUCUUUUUGAAGUUCUGGUUGAGAAAUAUGAAUGGGCAGAAGAGGAUGCAGCUGGAUUUACAGACUUCUUGCUGCCUAUGUUGGAAUUGGCUCCAGAAAAGCGGGUGACCGCUUCUCAGUGCUUGAAUCAUGCCUGGCUGUUAUCUUCGUAAAGUCAGUGAAUGUGCUUUCUUAUCGUUUCAUUAUUCUGUGUUCUGACAAUUGGAAGACCAGAGCAUAGAUCCAAAGGAGAUAAUUGUUUUAUUGCCAAAGUAGCUUCAUCUCUGCCAAGCUAUAAAAGGAGGAAAAGCUUGUUCACAUUUCUGGUUUACCAUAUAAGUUAUUAUAUUUGGUUGUGGAGGCCUGAACAUAAGUUCCUGGAGUAAUAGUAAUUGCUACAAUCACCCAUAAUUUAGGUUGAGCAAGUAAACUAGUAUUUACUCAAAUAAUAUGUAAGGCAUCAUUGUGCUGUCAUUCAUUAAACAAGCCUACCUCUAAUUUUCAAAAACAAGGCCCAAAUAAAACAGGUAUGCUUCUGUAGCUUGUGGUACACAUUCCACUGGUGCAUUUGGAUUGUGACAAUAUUCCUUCUAGAUUUAAAAUGUAUUAACUUUUGUGUAUUUUCUUUGUUAAAAUGGGCUGCACUAACUCUAUUUUAUGGGUUAAUGUAUCCGUCCAGUCUGCAGAAUUGUUUCCAAGAAAUAAAAUAAUUUCACUGUG
Xenopus laevis (African clawed frog) is the source of this 2513-nucleotide messenger RNA. It is a transcript of the gene srpk1.S, whose product is annotated as SRSF protein kinase 1 S homeolog. Gene Ontology annotation, molecular function: ATP binding; transferase activity; kinase activity. The coding region runs from base 110 to 1966 and encodes 618 amino acids. The record is from RefSeq and is a predicted model, not a curated record. Lineage: Eukaryota; Metazoa; Chordata; Amphibia; Anura; Pipidae. Gene Ontology annotation, cellular component: nucleus; cytoplasm. The transcript is spliced from 16 exons. Gene Ontology annotation, biological process: regulation of mRNA processing; intracellular signal transduction; spliceosomal complex assembly.